Linum trigynum is the source of this 270-nucleotide messenger RNA. Lineage: Eukaryota; Viridiplantae; Streptophyta; Magnoliopsida; Malpighiales; Linaceae. The record is from the annotation of a GenBank genome assembly.
AUGUCCCUUUCAUCAGCUCGACGUGGGCUUAGAGAUUCCGAGGGUAUUUUCGUCCGGAAUGGGAACAAAAACGUGGCGCGCUCGCUGCGAGAGCCGUGUCUGAAAACAGCCAACUGUAGAAAUAAUUUCAAAGCGAAAUCUUCAAACGGCGUCGUCUUUCGUAGGCUGGCUACUGACCGCGCCGCCGUCGACAGCCAACAACUGAACAACCACAGCCACAUCCCUCGCGGUGGAGGCGCGCCGCCGUGUGUGGCCACAUCCAAUUUAUAG